AUGAUCAAGACCCGCAUCUGCAUCAUCUCAGACACACACACCUGCGCCCCAAAUGCACCGCUCAACACCUCCAACCCGUACCGGCAGCCACUGCCAAAAGCCGACAUCCUGUUACAUGCGGGCGACCUAACCAAAGUCGGGUACCACGUCGAGCACGAGCAAAUGGUCGCGAUGCUCAAGGAAGCAGACGCAGAACUGAAACUUGUCAUCGCCGGCAACCACGACAUCACCCUGGAUGAAGAGUACUUCACCAGCUACGGGUGGCGACGGCACCAGCGCCCCGAGUGGCUGGGCGGCCAAGGGAUUCUACCAGACGAGGAUCCCAGAUCUACGAUUCGAAUGAAAAACGACGUGCCGCCGAGUGAAGAAGCGCUCAAAGCAUACGUCCAGCGCUCAAAGGAUCUAUACACCAAUGCCUCGGCGCAAGCAGCUGGAAUCCGCUACCUUGAUGAAGGGACACACACAUUCACGCUUUCGAAUGGUGCCACCUUCACCAUCUACGCCUCGCCAUAUCAACCCGAGUUCUAUCGCUGGGCAUUCGCAUACCCACGCGAGCAAGACAGAUUCAACCCGCCUCUCAGCCCCGGUUCUGCGCAGCAACCAGCAAACCCAAUCCCCAACCAUCCCGCUGUCGACAUGAUAAUCACACACGGCCCGCCGCUGGGUAUCCUCGAUGAAGUGGUCCGUGGCGGAAGAGUCGGAUGCACGCACCUCCUACGCGCGGCAGAGCGCUCGCGGCCACGACUGCAUGUCUUCGGGCAUAUACAUGAAGCAUACGGCGCUGCACGCAGGACGUGGGAUGCCGUCGCGGAAAAGGGAGUGAGGCUUGAGGAUGUGAAGACCAACCCUGAGGACGUGCUGGAGAGACGGGGCGCGUUUUAUGAUAUGAGUGCUGAGGGGGGGGAAGCCGCUUCGCUUUGGAGAGGAGACGCUUUUUGUUAA
Messenger RNA from Penicillium lagena, 942 nucleotides. RefSeq names its product metallophosphatase domain-containing protein. The record is from RefSeq and is a predicted model, not a curated record. Bases 1 to 942 code for a protein of 313 amino acids. Gene Ontology annotation, molecular function: hydrolase activity. The transcript has a single exon. NCBI's taxonomy places the organism in Eukaryota, Fungi, Ascomycota, Eurotiomycetes, Eurotiales, Aspergillaceae.